This is a messenger RNA of Sinocyclocheilus grahami, 477 nucleotides long. Its product is annotated as transmembrane channel-like protein 3. NCBI's taxonomy places the organism in Eukaryota, Metazoa, Chordata, Actinopteri, Cypriniformes, Cyprinidae. The transcript has 3 exons. The coding region runs from base 130 to 477 and encodes 115 amino acids. The record is from RefSeq and is a predicted model, not a curated record.
AGGGUCUUAUGCAGCAUUUCAGUCGGAUCCAAUCGGGCAGGUAGCGCUCCUCGUUCCUGCUCCCCCCUACAGAUGGGACACAUGCUCACUGAAGACUGCAGAAAGUUUUAAGGCUGGGAAAUUAGCGAAAUGGCAGAACCAGCAACUAUAACCAGACCCCUGAUAUCUUCCAAGCGACAUAAGAGCAUAAGAAAGAGUUCCAGAAGGAUUUAUUCCCCAUAUCAAGACGAUAAUGGACCAUCUGAUGAUGAGGAUAAGGAUGGAGAAAGAGUGGACAGUAAUGAUCCAGAGGAGUCGUUCCAGAACAUUCAGCUUCAGAAGGAAAUCAUCGCCAACAUCCAAACUAAACCCUGGCCAAUAAGACGCAAGCUAAAAGUGCUCAAGCAAGCCAGAGAGAUUGUUCUGAAAUAUGAGGGCAGACUGACCAGGACGAGAGGUUACCAGGCAGCCGGGGCACUGCGGUUCUUCCCCCUCUGA